AAAAAAAAAAAAAAGCAAUGGUGGCAACUUGACAGCUCUCAUCAAUCCAUCCAUCUCCCUUCGUGAAAAAUGCAGACCCGCAGCUCGCUGUGCUGGUUUAAAAACUUUUGUAAAGGUUGCUCUUCGGACAUGAAGCCGGCUCCUAGCUCCCUUUCCCCAAAAAGCUUCGCUUUGGCCACGAGGUGGCAAUAACUUGCAAACAAAACGCUGAAACUGCCAGGCAGCAACUGGAAACUGUCUCCCUCCCCGAGCUGUUCGCUGAGCUCUUCCCCCUCCUCUUUUGUUUCAAUAUUUAAUUGCAUUUAUUUCGGAAUUACUAGGCAACCCACCCCCAGAUGUGUAAUUUAAAGGUGAUGUGCUCGCGGUGAGAUUUCCAGGAUCCGCUCAGCAGAGCACCAUCCGUCAUGUGAUGCUGGGAUAAGGUGGAGUUCGGCUUUAAGGGGGAGUCUCCAGCCUUCCUCACCCAGCUUUGGGAUCUCAGCUGGAGGAAUACCAGAGGAUCCUUCCCCUCUCCCUGCUCCUCAGCCAGCCCCCGAGAAGACCCAAGGCAGAGAGCUGCAAGGUCCCGCGAGAGAGAUGUGGCACCAAGGGUCUCCUCGAGGGCUGACGGGCAUGUUUCAAACGUUGUGAGAGAUUUGGAUGAAACCCGUGACAGCUGGGAAUAUUAUACAGCAAGUUGGGAACAACAUGAAUGCUUCAGUUCUUGGCUCCCCGGGAAAUAGUUCCAGCCACCUGAAUUUUUCAGAGAAGAACUCGCAGAUCUUACAGUUUGAGGAUGAAGAUUGCCAUGUGCCUUUGGCCAUGGUCUUCACCUUGGCCUUGGCUUAUGGGACCGUGAUAAUUCUGGGAGUGUCUGGGAAUCUGGCCCUGAUUGUCAUUAUUUUAAAACAAAAGGAAAUGCGCAAUGUUACUAACAUCCUCAUUGUCAACCUGUCCUUUUCUGAUCUUCUAGUGACCAUCAUGUGUCUUCCCUUUACCUUUGUGUAUACCUUAAUGGACCACUGGAUUUUUGGGGAGGCCAUGUGCAAGUUGAACCCUUUUGUGCAAUGUGCCUCAAUCACCGUCUCGGUCUUUUCUUUAGUCCUCAUUGCCAUUGAGCGCCACCAGCUGAUCAUCAACCCCCGAGGCUGGAGGCCAAACAACAGGCAUGCCUACAUGGGAAUUGCUGCCAUAUGGAUUUUAGCCACAGCUUCCUCCUUGCCUUUCCUGAUCUACCACGUGCUAACAGACGAACCCUUCAGAAACAUAACGUUUGAUGAAUAUAAGGACAAAUAUGUGUGUUUGGACCUGUUCCCCUUGGACACUGCCCGGCUUUCUUAUACCACGACUUUAUUGGUGAUUCAGUACUUUGGACCGCUUUGUUUUAUAUUUAUUUGCUACUUAAAGAUAUACAUACGAUUAAAAAAAAGGAACAACAUGAUGGACAAGAUGAGAGACAAUAAGUACAGAUCCUCUGAAACCAAAAGGAUCAACAUCAUGCUGAUCUCAAUAGUGGUUGCCUUUGCCGUUUGCUGGCUGCCUCUGACCAUCUUCAAUAUCGUGUUUGAUUGGAACCAUGAAAUUCUGCCCGUUGCUACCUGCAGCCACAACCUCUUGUUCCUCAUCUGCCACCUCACCGCCAUGAUCUCCACCUGUGUGAACCCCAUCUUCUAUGGGUUUCUCAACAAGAACUUCCAGAGGGACCUGCAGUUUUUGUUCCACUUUUGCCACUUCCGCUCCCGUGAGGAGGAUUAUGAGACCAUAGCCAUGUCCACCAUGCACACAGAUGUUUCAAAAACCUCUCUAAAGCAGGCAAGCCCAGUUGCAUUUAAAAAAAUAAAUAGCGAUGAUGAUGACAAAAUAUAAAGAAGUCAUAAUAAUUCAUCACCAAACCUCUGAAAGCGUGAUCGCAGGUGAAAUGUGUCCAAGGACAAGCACAAUUAUGUAACAAGUGCAAAAUGGGUAAUGCUUUUCUCCUUUUUCCAAGGAACUGGGAUUGUUGUCACUUUGAAAUUAUAUGCUGUGCAUUUUUGCCCCUUUUGCUGCUUCAAUGUUCACAGCAGUUAUAUCUGAAUUUUAUUAUAAGAUGUAGUUGGAUCUGCUACUACCUAUGGAUUUUCAUCAGCUGUCUUUUGUUCCGUUUUCUUUGUACAGUUAUGCACUUUAGCUCAAAGAUAUAUUUAUUGAUUUUUUUUUUUCCAAAGAAGUAGUUUUUGGGGAGUGUCAAAGACCAUUAGAAAUUAUAGAAAUUAUAUGAGCCCCAGGGAAACUGUCACUACAGAGGACAGCCAUCCCAGCUUGAAAUUAGGACAUUUUGAUCUGAAGAGUUGUUCUUUUUUUUUUUUUUUAAUCUGGUUUUUGAUCAAUGCUAAAAUCCUGUAAAAUCAGUAGAGGCACGCAGAAAAUGAUUCUGAGAAACCUGUAGAAUAUGGUAAAUGGGGACAUGCAUUUGUCUCAUUCACAGGGGCAAUUUGGGCUGUAAUCACUUAGGUUCAAAGACAGGAUUAGGAGAGAAAUUCUGUUCUCAUUUACAAGAAUAAAAACCUAGAGUAACUCUACAGAGCACAAUGGGAUAAUUCUGAUUUUCACCACAGCAAAUGAAAGCACAAAUGAGUCUUUAAUCCCAAAUGAUUAUAGUUGAUUUUAAUAAUGUGGGUUUAUUAAUUAAAAAAAAUAAAAAACAACACAACAAAAAAGCCAACUGCAUUUUCAUCUGCCAUCACCAGAAGGCUGGGAUGAAAUUUCCUGUCAGUCCCAAGCAUAUGAACCCUGAAAGUCUUCUUAUGUCCUGUAUAUGUCAGAAAUCUGAAGGGAGAUGGGAAUGUUUGCUUUCUGUACGAGGUACAAUUCCAUCCUUGCAGGUGAUAUUAAAAACCCAGGAUUAAAAAAAAAAUAAUAAUAAAUGGUUCUAGCUACAUGAAUCUUUUCAUAAUAAUUAGUGCUGAUCUAUAUAAAUUAUGUAUAGCCUCAUAACGUUCUGUGUUCAGAUGCAACGGUACAAACCUGGAUUUUCUCCAAGAUGAUGGAUGGCUUAAUCAAAAUCUGCAAAAUUUUAAAGGAGGACAUAGCAUGGUUGCAAUCGGUAUGUUUAGCUUCCGAACUCACAGUUGACUGAAGUGCAGAAAUAUUUGCCAGAUGUACACAAUAGAGCUCUGUGUGUUAUUGCUUCAAAUAUAUAACCUCUAAUUACACAAAAUAUAUGUGACUUGAUCCCCAGCUGAGGGAAACCUGCAUAACUUGACUGCUGUACAUGAAACUAUAAUAAUUUCAGUCAGCUGAGGUUCUGCAUCAUACAGUGCACUUUGCAAGAUAAUCAAUGCCUUUUGAAUGAUCAGCUUUUUAAAAUACAAUGUAGUCCCUAUUUUUAUUUAGCAAGGUCGCUUUAAACCAUUCUGGCAGAGAACAGGGUCUUUAAAAGGGAUAUAAAUGUAAAUGUAGCAUAAAUGGGAAUCAGAUCUGAUAUGUCUCUGAACAAAAAGAUCCCGGGAUGUGAUGGUGAAUUUAAUAUGUUCUAAAUUUGACAUGGAUAAAUGCCUAAGAAAUGAAAAUUAUUUGGUUUGCCAGUAUUUAAAAGUCAAAAACUGUGCCUUGUGCAGUCUUAUAAAUAGUGUAGAAUAUUAAAGUAGCAAUGUGUUCUUGUGUAUUAUAAUUCCAUGUAUUUCUUUACUGACAGAUAAUUUAAUUUAAAAAGGAGGCUUCUGUCACUGAGAACAGAGAGGGAAUGUAUAAAAUGAAUUAUAAGACAGAACUUUCUUUCAGAGCUUUGCCCUUUUGUAUUUUAUGAGAUUUCCCUUUUCUAUGUGGUUCUCCGUGGAGUGUGUUGCUAAUAACUUGACAAGAGGCUCCUGAAAUUAAUCCCCUGUCAUUUUAUAGUCAUUUUCUUAUGGAAAGGGGUGUGUAUUUUCACAAAGAGAUACAAUGCAGAAACCCAGCUAUGUGUUUCUAUUAAGAACGUUACAGUAGGUUUUUCUUAUCGGGGGAAAAAAAAUCACCGUGCAUUUUUUUUAUAAUUGUUAUUCCUAUUGGGGGGGGGGUAUCACUUUCUUCCAAACCAGUGGGAGAAGACAACCGCAUAAUUUGAGAAAGUUACCAGAUAGUUGGUUGGAAAUGUGUGAUCAGGCUGAAGAUGUUUACACAGGGUAGGUGUUGAUGUGAUUUUGGAGCGGUGGUGCACAGAGACCUAGAAGUGGUGUGUCCUGAGAUUCACAGGCCUGCAGUGGGACAGCUGCACAAUUACUUCUAUGUCCACCUUCCUCCUGCUUGAGGUACGGUCUCAAAUCAUAGCGCCCAUCUGAUGCCAUCUCAUAUUAUCUCCUGAGAGCGUGUUAGUUUUUUUUUUUUUUAAAAAAAAAAAAUAUCCAGUGCCUGAUAAACAAGCUGAGGUUGUGCCAGCAUGUGCAAGUUGAAGCAUGCCUUCUGCUGGUCCAUGCUCAGCUCAGAAGCCAUUUUUCAGCUGCACUGCUGUCCUAGGAUCAGGCCUCUUUUCCAUGCUUCCUCACGGCCCAGCAAGAAGCACGCUGCCUUCCCGAGGCGCUGCGAAGGACGCAGUCCGUGCGUGGUCACCCAAAUAGCACAGGCUGUGGGCACUGUGCAGACAGUCUCAGCAGGAAGAGGCAUUUGCAGAAUUUCAGAAGCAAAGUCAUCACUAUUCAGAAGAAGCUUUUAUGAGGACAAAGAUAAAAGUAGUCUCUCUGAGGUGCUGACCUGACAUCUGCAGGGUGUAGAUGACAUCUACUGAGAGCAGUAUUUCUGUCUUUGGUUGUAUGACAUGUGUAUGUCCUCAAAAGCCACUGGAGACUUUCUCCUACUGAUACCUGGCUACUACACGAAUCCUCUUUUUCACUUUCAGAUCUCCAGCAUGGCUUCUCAUCCUCUAUAUGUUAAAUUUCAUUAUAGGGUGAGCUGUUGGGUUUCACGUUUCUCAGUCAUUAUGGUUUGAUAUUUUUUCCUUCCAUGUGCUGUUUUGUCAAACUCUCCACACUUCAGCACAUACUAAGUCCUGUCCCCAAAACCUGAAGAUUUCUCUUUUUCUUUCAGACUGGUAGAAAAAUUUUACUGUCAGAAAAACAUAACAGUGAGGGAUCUGUAAUGUAUCUCACUAUUUGUAUGCAAUACAUUUCAUGGCAAAUCUACAGCCUUAAAUGACAAAUGUAACUGUUUAAUAAACAUUAAUAUCUGCUUCA
Molecule: messenger RNA, 5162 nt
Organism: Oxyura jamaicensis (ruddy duck)
Lineage: Eukaryota; Metazoa; Chordata; Aves; Anseriformes; Anatidae
Gene: NPY1R
Product: neuropeptide Y receptor Y1
Exons: 3
Coding region: 640-1845 (401 amino acids)
Biological process (GO): G protein-coupled receptor signaling pathway
Cellular component (GO): neuron projection; plasma membrane
Molecular function (GO): neuropeptide Y receptor activity; neuropeptide binding
Source: RefSeq, a predicted model, not a curated record